UAAUUGUUUCCUGUCGUUAUGUCUGGACGCGGGAAGCAGGGCGGCAAGGCUCGCGCCAAGGCCAAGACGCGCUCGUCGCGGGCCGGGCUGCAGUUCCCGGUGGGGCGCGUGCACCGCCUGCUCCGCAAGGGCAACUACGCCGAGCGGGUCGGGGCCGGCGCGCCGGUGUACCUGGCGGCCGUGCUGGAGUACCUGACGGCCGAGAUCCUGGAGCUGGCGGGCAACGCGGCCCGCGACAACAAGAAGACGCGCAUCAUCCCGCGCCACCUGCAGCUGGCCAUCCGCAACGACGAGGAGCUCAACAAGCUGCUGGGCCGCGUCACCAUCGCGCAGGGCGGCGUCCUGCCCAACAUCCAGGCCGUGCUGCUGCCCAAGAAGACCGAGAGCCACCACAAGGCCAAGGGCAAAUAAGGUCUCCCUAGCAACUUGCAAACAAAGGCUCUUUUCAGAGCCACUCA
Messenger RNA from Neofelis nebulosa (Clouded leopard), 458 nucleotides. RefSeq names its product histone H2A type 1-E. The record is from RefSeq and is a predicted model, not a curated record. Bases 19 to 411 code for a protein of 130 amino acids. Gene Ontology annotation, molecular function: protein heterodimerization activity; structural constituent of chromatin; DNA binding. Gene Ontology annotation, cellular component: nucleosome. The transcript has a single exon. Lineage: Eukaryota; Metazoa; Chordata; Mammalia; Carnivora; Felidae.